Molecule: messenger RNA, 926 nt
Organism: Copidosoma floridanum
Lineage: Eukaryota; Metazoa; Arthropoda; Insecta; Hymenoptera; Encyrtidae
Gene: Ntf-2
Product: nuclear transport factor-2
Biological process (GO): nucleocytoplasmic transport
Source: RefSeq, a predicted model, not a curated record
GGGUAUUUAACGUUGAUUUGCAACUACAUAUAUAGUAAUACUUACGUGCAGGCUGGGCUUGCUUCGGAGUAGCAGUUUGUGCAGGUAUUUUGGACUUUGUUCAUCGUUUUAAUUAUUUUUUGUGCCUUAUUUUUAUAGCCAAGAUAUUUUCUAAGUACUUGCAUCGCUCGCUGUUUAUUGCUUCGACCGCAGUUUUGAAAAUAAGCAAGAAAACACUGGAAAGUAACUCUCCUAACCAUAUUAGGUGCCGCACACCCGGUGAUAGCUGAUAACAGCAUAUAUUUUUUCUACAUACGUAAAUCAUAAAUAAGUACCUAAUAAGGCUUGAAAAAACAUGACACUCAAUGCCCAGUACGAAGAGAUUGGCAAGAAAUUUGUCGAACAAUAUUACUUGAUGUUCGAUGAUUCUACCCAGCGACACAACCUGGUGAACAUGUACAACUCUGAAUUAUCGUUUAUGACAUUUGAGGGAAAACAGUUUCAAGGUGCUGCAGGAAUCAUGGAAAAAUUCAAUAACCUAGGAUUCCAAAAAAUUCAAAGAAUAAUAACAGCAGUUGAUUCUCAACCCAUGUUUGAUGGAGGUAUUCUAAUCACUGUUUUAGGAAGGCUGCAGACUGAUGACGAUGAACCACAUGCCUUCAUGCAGACUUUUGUGCUUAAGCCACUAGGAACUUCGUUCUACUUACAACACGAUGUUUUUCGUCUAUGCAUCCACAAUCAAUAAUAGUGUAUGUAAGAAGGCGUGAUUAAAGAAAGAGGUUUAAUUGUCUAAUUUUUCAUUGAAAAUAAAUUUUUAAACAAAAAGUUUUUUGUCACCGCUGAGUACUCAUAAUGUCUACCGUUACUCAGGCAUCAACUGUUUUUAUAUAAAACUGCUUAAGUAUAAGAGAAAAGAGGAUUUAAGAAUAAAAAAGUUAAAUAAUGAA